GAAGCGUUUGGGCUGAAAAGAUGAUAGUCACCGCGCGUAACCUGAUCGCAGAAUGCGACAGCUGAGAAGUCUCGCGAGAGCAGUAAAUCAUUACGCAAUUAUCCAGCUGUCGAAUCGAAAUUCAUUCGCUGCUUCUUCAAUGUCUACGUUUCUGUGUAGGUCGCAAGCGGCAGCGAAAUUCCGCAUACGCUGCUUCUAUACCGUAUGCCACGUUGGUGUAUUACGAUACAUCGUCUCCGAAUGGUCCUCGGGAGCAGCGUACGCCUGAGAUGCAAUUUACCGUGCAUGUACGAGAAUAUAUAUCUAGACUAGAUCAGCUGUGUACGCGAUAGUCAUGGCAAUGCCAAUGGCCUUUCCGAUGGAAGAUUUCUCCGAUAUUAGUAUUGAAGAGUUAGAGGACUGGAAUGAUCUUGUACUGAAUCCGCAUGAUGAUGAGAUUGGCAUACAUACAGUGGAUGAUUCCGCUAAUAAUUCGAGUGAACUUAAACGGAGUGCGUCAUCAGCCACAGCUUCUGAAAGUGGAGGUGCUUCAAAUGACCGUCCAACAAAGAAGAACAAGGCAACAUCCAAGGGCAAGGCAACAUCCAAGGGCAAGGAUCAUCCACCAAAAAAAACAAAAGCAUAUUUUGUCAUGACAGAUGAGGUUCGUUGUGAACUACAGGGUGCGUCGAAGGAAACUGUGGCAGAGAUUUUAGAUACCGUGUCAAGUGCAGAACAAUUUUCAGGCGAGCAUGGCUAUGGUUCAGAUGUGCGGAAUUUAGCAUGCCAAAUGAUAGCCAGGAAAGGAGAUGCAUCUUUUGCAGUACUCUGUGCCCACACAAUAAACAAUAUUUUAGAUAUGGUUCAGGAUUUGAACAAGACUCCCAUUGGCUCAGGUUUACAGGAUGAGACUUUCAAACGGUUCCAUUCAUUGAGGACAUGUAAGGAGCAGAAAGUGGAAUGGAACACAUUUCUCCAAGAUAACAAUCUAGAUUCUUCCAAAGCAAUUGUCGGUACUUUGUUAUACCAAUUUGUCCUUGAGACGGCACUAGAUAAGGUAGUAUUAGAGGUAGGGAAACGGCAGGACUCAUCCUGUGAAGACACGGAACGUAAGAAGAGCCAAGACGAUGGUGAUCGGGAAGCGCAGAUCCUUAGAUAUAUUUCUGGGUUUAUACCGUACGCCCUAGGAAAGCGGUAUCAAAGAUCCAAGCAGACACUUGCCAAGGAGUAUGUGGCGAUACUACAAUCCUGGAGAUCAACCAAUGACAAACAGACAAUGGCCCCAUCAUUUUUGUCAUACACAGUGGCAUGGGUGGAGAUGCAAAACAGAGGAGGGCUUUUUACAGUCACUGAUGAUGUUUUUAGAUUUUUUUGGGCUUUGGAAAGGAUAUCCAAGGGUUAUCUUAAUCAAAAUAUGUGUUCGUUAAAAAAUAAGAAUCUCAAAGAAAAUCUAACUGCCAAAUGCCGCAAUAAUGAAAAUGUCUUAAAAAUAUGGAAAUCCUUGGUUCAAUCUUGCUCUGUAAAAAUUGAUGUUGAACCCCUUUUUAUAUCAGUUGUUAAUUACUGGGUUAAAAUCCGAAUAUUUGCCUUUGUAAAAGCAUACAAUUUACUUCGUAAAGAUACCAAAAAAACAUCUCUUAAAGGGGAGAAGAGUCUACGUAAAGAACUUCUGAAGAAAUAAGUAAUAACCGCUAGUAGAACCGCCGCUACACUGCCUGUGAUGUUGUAUUAGGUCUUCAUUUGUCAGAACAGUUAUCUUUAAAGUUGUCAGAGCCCGUUGUUAGAUUCUCAGAUGAAAUUCGAAUCCACCUGUAUGAAUGUAAUAUUUCUAGGAGACACAUUUUCUUUUGGUGUACGUUGUGCACAUACAGUUUUGUUAUAGUGGUUAUAGUUAUUAACAUGCAAAUGUGAUUUGUAAGCUGAACCUUUACUUUAUUUUCUUACAUCGUAUGUGAAAUGUGCGUUAUAAACUGUUGUGAAUUAUUUUUCUUAGUUACAUGCGCGUCAUAAAAUAUGAUAUUCUUUUAAAUAGUAUGCUUACAUUUUAGUGAGUAUAAGUGUUCUAAUGAUGUGUACUUUAUGACUUGCUAUUAUGUUGAAGUCUAUCAGGUGUAGGGAAAAGGAAAUGUUUUUUUUUAACUGAAUUUUUAAAAAUUAUUUUCUUUU
Strongylocentrotus purpuratus (purple sea urchin) is the source of this 2145-nucleotide messenger RNA. RefSeq lists its product as uncharacterized. The record is from RefSeq and is a predicted model, not a curated record. The transcript is spliced from 3 exons. Bases 335 to 1660 code for a protein of 441 amino acids. Lineage: Eukaryota; Metazoa; Echinodermata; Echinoidea; Camarodonta; Strongylocentrotidae.